AUGGAUAUAAGAAAAAUAAUUACAUCCGUAAAUCCACAGCAAUAUAAAUUUCCACCUACUACACAAAAGAUUGAAUUUAUUAUAUCACCUAUACCAAAGGAUAUAAAUAUAAUAGAGAUAGAUACAAAAGAACAAUAUGUACAGCAAUUCAUUGAACAAGCAAAUGCAUGGCUUCGAUGGUUUGACAAAUUUCUAUUAGUAUUUAUACAUGUUGUCGAAUGGUUGAAAAAUUGGAAUGUCGAUGGAACUGCUCAAUUAUUUAAUGAUAUAUGUACAACAAGAAAUAAUUCAUCAAUCAACAUGAUUCAAAUGAAAGCAAUAGUUGAGAGAACAUUAAAACUUCUUCGACCAUUUAAUGAUCUUCAACGACUUUGUUAUCUAGUCAAUUGUUUAACAUCAUUUCAAUUAAUUGAUUCUGGUACAUUGAAUAAUCAAAUUAUAUCUGAAAAUUAUAUUCGAGAAUUAAAACGAUUUCAACCUAAUAAUUCAUUCACGGUAAAUGCAAGACAUAUUUUCAAACAUAUAAUUCCUAUCAAUGAUCGUCAAAGUGUUCAAUGGUGUAUUGCUAGUGAAAAACAUCCAUGCAAUAUACAAAUUGAAUAUCAAACAAGUGAACUAAAUGAUGAUACUCAAGUGUUAUUUUGUAAGGAAAAGAUUUCUAUUGAUAAACAUAUUCUGCAAGGAGAAUUUGAAACACAAGAAGCUGGUCAAUUAAUAAUUAUUAUCAACAAUCAACAAUUUCAAGCUCCACGUACUAUAUGGUAUCGAAUAACACAAAUAACAUUAUCAACUUCUCAUCUAUUUCAUGGUAUAUUUAAUAUGUUCUAUCAACAAUAUUAUACACAAUCGAUACGUAUAAUUAAAGAAGGAGAAUUAAGUCAAUUACUUGACAAAGUAUUUACAUUUAUCGAUAAUCUAUUGAAUGGUACUGUAAGUUUAAGAGAUAUGACUGAUCUUAAAACUGUUUUCUGUGAUAAAAAUAUUCAUGUUAGAGAAGAAGUAAAAAAACUUUUCACAAAUCGUUCUUCUGAUGAAAGAGCAAUUAGAAAACAAUCAUCAUUUGUUAAUACGACAAUGAAUAGUCCUACUGAGAAAGAAAUCGAACAAGUUUGUGAAUGGCUUCAAAUCUAUCAAUAUUAUAGUCAUAUAAAUAUAAUUAUAAAUUGUAUUGAAACAUUUGAUAUACUACCGAUUGAUUGUGAUGAUCAAUUAAUUGGUCAUCUCAAACGUUUAUGUGAUGAAAAUUGUUCAUUGAAAGAAAUAACACGUACAUAUGAAAUUGUAAAACGACAAUUUCAAAAUUUAUCAAGUCAACAUUUACAUUUAAUUAAAAUGGCACUUGAAUGUUCAAAUGUUGUUCAAAUGAUGAAAAAAUCUGAUUUAUAUUCAUCUCAUGGACGUCGUCGAUUUCAAGAAUUACGAGAUAAUUUAACAACACAAUUUCAACUACAAGAACGUAAUAAUAUGAUUCUCAAUUCAUGGAUCAUUGCCUAUGCAUUAUGCGAACCAUUUGUUCUCAAAGCAAAUAAUUUUGAUGAAUUUGUUAAUCGUAUUGCUGGAUUAUCAAAUUUUGAAGAAAAUUCUCUCAAUCAUAUGCAAAUUGUCAAUGAAAAUGUACAAAUUGUAAAUAUGUGGUUAUCAGCAGAAGAAACAACAGUAUUAGAUAAUGCUCUUAUAACAAUGGAACAUUUAUAUAAAACUGGUAAAGUAAAAAUAUGUCUUAGACGUUUAAUGAAUGAACAAUCUUAUUUUGAAAUGAUCUAUUCAAUUGAUAAAAUAAAAAGUGAACCAUUGCAUAGAAAUAAUUCUGAACAUGAUGACUGUGAACAAUACAAAUCUGAAAAACUCAAAUUUACAUUGUCAAUGUCUGAUAUCGAUGAUCAUAAACGUCAAUUAACAUUCUGUAAUGUUGAUCUACAAGAAAAUAUGUUUUAUAGAAAAAUAUUAUUGAAUGAACAAUUAAAACUAUUAAAAAUCGUUGAAAAUAUUUAUCUUAUACUUAUUAAAUUAGAAAUGAAUGGUCAUCCAGAUUAUCAACUUAGAGAAGAGAACUAUGAAAUACAUGAUCGAACCGGUGAAAUCGAUACUAUACUUUCGGAUCUCAGAAAAGAUCAUCGUAUUAGAGAAGAUCGAUUAAAACGUAUCGUUAAGACUCGUACAGAAAAUUUAGAAUUAAUCUAUCGUGCUUUAGAAACUGCUUAUAAGAUGUGGAUUAAAAAUUUAGAACGAUAUAGACAAGAUAGUCGUUUAUUGAAUUUAUUUUCAAAUCGUCAAAUAAUGAUUCUUAUUAUUUUAUUAACAACAUCAACAACACAAAAUCAAAUAAAAUGUCAUUUUCUAGAAAAAUUCUCAUUAUCGAAAGAUGUCAUCAAUAAUAAAGAAAAGGAAUUAAAACUAACAAUUCAAUGUUUAACACAUUAUUUACGUUCGCUUAAAAUGCAUGAUUGUGAUUUAUCUGAAACCAAUAUAUUACAUCUCUAUGAAACAUAUAAGAUUCCAUCAAAUUCUAAUGUUGAAACAAGUCUUGAAAAAUUAUCUCAAUUUCUACAAGAAUUAUUCAAUAAUGGAAGAGAAUUAUUUAGAAAAAAUCCAUUAAUCAAUGAAAAUCAACAAUAUCUCGUUACAUCAAAUAUGAUAAGAUAUAAUACAUCAGAGAAAAUACCACUUGAACAUGAUCUUGAUAUGGACACGUGUUGUAUUUUAUUAAAUCUAUUUAAUGAUCGAUUACCAUCUGUUUAUCAAAUAUUAUGGUGUUCUAUUGCUAGUGAAGAUGAUAUUCGUUUGUUUUUUUUACGAGUACGAACAUUUCAUUAUUUGAUAUUUGUUGUUAUGGAUAUUGAUAAAAUGCAUCAUCGUCUUCGAGAAUUUCUAUUAAAUGAACAAGAUGAAUUGACACGAUAUGAACAAGCUCAUGGACCUGUCUAUUAUUUUUCACGAGAAUUAACAAUAAGUCGAAAAGGUUUAAGACCAUUUCAUAUCACACCGAAAUAUCGAGAUUCUAGUCAAACUUAUACACAAUUAAUUCGAUUAUUUCAACAAAAUAAUUGGAUACAACCACAGAUUCAAAUUAUUUAUGGACAAGCUGGAAUAGGAAAAACUCAUUGUAUUAAUACAAAAUACAAAACUGAAGAUACAUCUUGCUUUAGUAUAAAUGAUAAAUUAAAUUUAUCAUCAUUGAUAAGUUCAUUUCUAUCAUUUGAUUCAAGAAUAUCAAAUGAUAGUCCAUCAGUUUCUUUUAAUAUAUCAAUUCAUGCACCAUUCGAAGAAUUAAAUCGUACUUUCUUAUCACUUUUCGUUUGUGGAUCAUUGACUGAUACAAGUACUGGUCUUACAUUUUCAUUACCAGAAAAUCAACAAUGGAAAUUUUUUAUUGAAAUUCCUCAUACAGAUAAAUAUCGUAUGACAAUUAAAGAUAAUUUUCAUCGAAUUUUACCUAUAUUAUCAAUUAUAUCUCCAUAUACAUUAGAAGAAAUUACUGAUGAAAAUUAUCGAUUAUUUAUUGGACAAGAAGAAGAACUUGUUGCGCGAUUUUUAAAAGCUUAUGAAAAUCGAACAAUUGAUCGUCGUCUAACAAUAACUAAUACGGACAUAGAACAACCUGUUGAUUUCGAAGAAUUGACGAAUUCAGAUGAAUGUCGUGAUUAUAUAUAUAAUUGUAUACAAAAAUAUGCUCCUGAAAUACCAAGAAAUAAAAUUUCUGAACUUUCUUUUACGAAAUUUAUGUAUCGUCGUGUUCGAUUUUUUACUGGUCAUUAUUAUCGUUUUAAUAUGGCUUUUGAACAUCUUGGUUCAUCAGUUAUGAAACAAAUGAUUAAUGAAGCAAAAUCUCUUGCUCAAAUUGAUUUUCGACGUAGUAAUUAUCCUCGAAAUUAUCUUAUUUAUGAUCCUAAUUUUUCUUUACAUUUAUUACAUGAUGGCUGGAAUAAUGUUUCAACAGAUUUAAAACAUGUCUUUAAUAAUAAAAAUCCUUCACUUGGACCAGAUUUUAAAAAUAAAGAUUAUUUUGCUAAAUGUUUAUCAUGGUUAAUCGAUAUAAAAUAUGAUGAUUUUGAAAAAAUUAUCAAUGAAACAAAAUUUAUUUUGACUGAAAAUUUUACUUAUAAACUUUUUCAUGUUCAUGAACGUAAAUUAACUAGAUUAUCAUUGAUUAUUGAAGGUGAUACUGGUGUUGGAAAAACAUUUCUUCUCAAAUUCUAUUCAGUAUUAUUAAAUUCAAAUAUAAUCAAUGCUCCAACUUAUGAUAAUGUUGCUCCACGAAUAUUCGAACGUACAAGUCUAUGGUUGUUGACAACUAUUAUUGGUGAUAUUUUAGAAAAUGAACCAAAUUUAUUGAAUAAAUUUCUGCAACGAAUUAAACCAAAAUUGAUGGGAAUCGAUGAUAAUGAUCAAGAAGAUGAAGUUGAAAUACCGAACAUCUAUCAUCCUUAUACACAAUCGUCUGAUGAAGACGAUGAUGAAAAUUCAUCAAAGAAAAUAGUUAUGAAUUGUGGACCACAAUUAAUUGUUCCACCUCAAAUCAUGCAAGAAGCUCAAUCACCAGCAGCGNUUAAAUAUUAA
This is a messenger RNA of Rotaria sp. Silwood2, 4557 nucleotides long. The record is from the annotation of a GenBank genome assembly. NCBI's taxonomy places the organism in Eukaryota, Metazoa, Rotifera, Eurotatoria, Philodinida, Philodinidae.